GCAGGGGGCGAUACACAUCACGACUGUUUGUUUAAACACUUUGUACCAUGAAGAAGAAAAGUGGCACCAGCGGACAUGUUUAAAUCAGUCAGAGAUAGAGAUGGAGUAACGCUGUGGAUUUUUUUCGCAGUAAUGACGCGGACAAAGCGGUGAAUCCUCCAUUUUUAAUAAAGCAGAUGUGUUCCUCUCCUGUCAUCCAACACCCACAAUACCGUCAUUUCGAGUCGAGUGAAGGCAGAAAAUAUCCCUACCUAUGGUGUCAAAGGCUGACGAUACACUGAAAAGUCUCUGGUUGAACAGAGACGCUUCAGGCCACAUGUGGUUAUCUGACAGUCCAUCUAAGUCGUGUGCAGAGAGUCCACUGGAAGGUUCCAGUUCUGAAGACUCUGUGGUCUCCGGCCCCAGCUCGCCUUCUGCUGCACUUCAUUCACUGAGAUGCACGAUGUGUGAGAGACUUUUCUCCAAAAUGAGGAGGCAAGGGCCUCCAAGCAAAAAACAAAGAGACCACGAUCCAGCGUCGCUAUCAUGUGAUGAGUGGCUGCUUAAUAAAACCUGGCACCCACAGAGACGGAAGCAAUCCAGAGGGAGGUUAUGGGUGCACUUGAAGCACAUCAGGCUGCGAGCUGCAAAGCAGUCAGACCAUGACAUGGCAAAUACAGCAUGGUGGCUCUGCUCCAGACCUCACGUGUUCCUGCAGAGGAACUUGCGUCGCUGCAAAACGAUGUUUGGAAAGCCAUCUAAAAGCAAAGCGAAGUCGAGAAAUCAGCAGAGAAAUCGAGCAAAAUCCACUAUUUGUCUGCGCAGUGGAAAUUAUCAGAGGAGCAAGAGAAGGAAGUCCUCAGAGAAAGACGAUACACCGGAGCAUCUUUCACCAGUGGAUCUCAGCACUACCUCGGAAGACGAGCUGCCUGGAAACGACAGGACUCGCCGUGAGGGUGUGCCGCGGUUGGAGACAAUUCAGAGCAAACAAUGCGUUAGUGAUACGAGUGGCUUCAUGGACACUCACGCUGAUUGCAGUGGCCUGGAGGGAACUCGUAGGGUGCUGAAAUUUGACACUUUUCCCAAAGCUGUGCUCGCUGAAACGCAGAAACCAAAGCACUACCUCGUAAAUAAGAGUGCAGGAGGAAAAUUACAUGAAGGCCCAGCAGAUUUCGAAGUGAAGAACGGACAUUGUCCCAGAAGGCAAGAUGAACUUCCGUGUGAGGAUUUGGAUGUGUUUAGAACGCCAACGGAUCUCUUCAGUGCAGAUUUGAAGAUCACCAGGAAGAGCAAGCCAUUGCGUCCACGGAAACACAGCUUCAGGUCCAUGUUAGCUGCACUUGGGCACGGUCAUAAACAGAUUAUUAAGGAGUCCCAUUCCCAUCACUGAUGCUUUUGCAGAAAUCCACGAUUUAUUGUUUUUGUUUUCUCCAUUUAUUUUUUAUUUGGUGUUCAUUACAGACUGCAAGCCAGUCUCUGUAUUCAGCUUGUUCAGUAACAAUUGCCCAGUCUGUACACCUGUUGUCAGAUACCUUUCCAAGAUACAUGUUUGUGUUUUGCAUGAAGAUUAUGUGUACUAAACCCUCCAAGACUGUGCAUCACAGAUGCUUACUAGACCUAUUUGUUAACUGUAAAUGUUAAGACUAUUCAAAGGCAAGCAUCAAAAGUCAUAAUGUUGUGGAAGCCAGAAUAUCGGUGGCUUUAUUGAAGUUUAAAAAAAUGUUAAAUUGUAAAUUCUUGCAUAGAGUAUUAUUUUCCUUAAAUUAUUUAGUCACAUUCUCCUUUUUUUGUUGUUAAAACAAUAAAUAGGUUGAUGCAGGAUAAUGGCUCUGGUGCAGUUUCAACUAUGGCCACUAGGUGGCAGUUGUAGAACAUAAACACAACCAUAAAGUCAAACUUAAACCAUUAUUAUUAUUAUUCAGUCUACUUGCAAUAAGUCAGUUUAUUAUUAGAGUUAUUGUAUGGAGGAAGUGCUGUCAGUAUAGAAAGCUUAUCAAGUGAAAACUGAAGUAUCAAGUAUAUUAAUAUGCAUAUUAAUAUAUGUUCAAUCAUUAUCCCAUUAUCUGUCAUCUUGUAAAUCAGUUUCGUGUUAUGGAGACUUUUCAUUGCUGUUCUGCCACACACACUGUGUGUGUGUGUGUGUGUGUGUGUGUGUCAGUCACAGCUUGUGGCCAAACCUACGAAAACCAUGAAUAUAUUCAUAAAGUGAAAAUACUU
This is a messenger RNA of Ictalurus punctatus (channel catfish), 2196 nucleotides long. RefSeq lists its product as uncharacterized. The coding region runs from base 254 to 1369 and encodes 371 amino acids. Lineage: Eukaryota; Metazoa; Chordata; Actinopteri; Siluriformes; Ictaluridae. The transcript has 6 exons. The record is from RefSeq and is a predicted model, not a curated record.